AUGAGUCAACAACACAGAGAGGAAGUGAGAAAGGCUUUUUUCUCAUCCGAAUCAUCAUCAUUUUCGGUUUUAUCUGGUGGUGAUGAAAACAACAACAACAACAACAGGAAUCACUCACUGGCAUCGGAUAGAGUGAAUGACCAUGAUUUUGGAACCUCCUCAGGAGCAAGAAGAAUUGCUGUAAGUUCCCGAUGGCUGGAUGAGACUGUAUCAUCUUCGGGAAAUUCUUCUCCGGUAGGCUCACCAGUGAUCAAUCAUAUGGUUGUGGUGGAUGAGCUUCAUGAUGUCAAAGUAGAGGUCUUGGAGGCUGGUUUGCAUAGCAGAAACGCAUCGUCUUCGUUUGACUCGAAAAUUGAUGAGCAGUUUGGGAAGAUUGAGAGGAAGAAGCAAAAGAUUACUGUUGUGUCAUGGAGUGCGACCAAUGAUUGGUGUUCUACGGUCUACAAUGAUGAUGAUAAUGAUGAUGAUGACAGUGAUGAAGAUGAGGAUGAGCGAAUGGAUGACCAACGACAUGAAAAGGUCAAUAGACGAAAGAGAUCGACUCUUCAGAAAUUGGGCGAAAUGGCCCCAGAUUUGAUAUUGCUGCAAGAUUUGAAUUAUGAGCAAACCAUAAAAGCAAUGAAAUAUUUGACAAAAGCCGAAGAACACUUGCAUGAUGAUUACGACGAAAAUGAAGACUUGGAGCCUCCUGUGUAUAAAUGGUUUUGCUGUGGUCACAAACACACUUCAGAACCAAUCAAGGUUUCCAAGUCUUAUCAUUCAGAUGAUGAUGAAGAAAUUCCUACCUCCUUUGUAUCUCCACUGGCGACAGGUGGCAACCAUUCUAUCAUUUCUACCCUAUUGAAAAAUGAUGUGAAGAAAAAAAUUGAGACAGAUCAAGACCCCGAUGAUUUGGUCCAUGAGUAUUUACCAAUUAUUUAUAAUUCAGAGACGUUGAAGUGUGUAGACUGUGGCGCAUUUUGGUACAGCAAAACACCGCAAGAGCCAGGCUCCAAGUCAUGGGACAGUAUUGUACCUCGUUUUUGUAAUUGGGGUGCUUUCAUUUUUAAACCCUACGAUGAAGAGGAUGACCACAUUGAUUUGCUUGUAUUUAAUACACAUUGGGAUCAAGGAGUGGAAGCAAGAAGAUAUGCCUCCAUACUAUUGAGACAAGAGGUGCUUAAUCGAAUGUCCCUCUAUAAUUCCAUUACAAAUAGAACGACUUUUAUCCCUACCAUCAUUGGUGGAAAUUUGAAUAGUUUACCAAAAUCAAAUGCUUUAAGCAUUUUGGUUCAAGGUCAAGAUUUGGGUGCUCACAACAGUGACGUUAAUUUAUUGGCAGAUAGUGACGAUGACGAUGAUGAUGAAGAGGAGGGGAAUGAAAAAAUUGAUAAGAAAAGUCUCAUCAUUCCAUGCCAGAGACAAUUGUUGCCUCCACAAGCACAAACAUCCACACAAAAAUCUACCAAAACGGAGCAAGUGACUGACAGCAGCAGUAGUAACGAGGACAAGGAUGUCGUCAAGACGACAGAAGAAGAGAGUGACGACGAAGAGAGUGAUGCUUCCUCAGAAUCGUACUCAGGAACGUGGUAUCAUAACCUUAAUUUACAACCAACAUUUGUUGAUUUUGAAACAAACACAUUCGAAACGGUGGACUACCUUUUCGUUUCUCCAUGUGUGAAAACUGUGAAUUUGCAAGUACUUGAUGCAGAUUUAAGCUAUGGAGAAACACACAAACCAAUCGUAGCCGUAUUGGAAAUGUGA
Messenger RNA from Naegleria fowleri, 1743 nucleotides. RefSeq lists its product as uncharacterized. Lineage: Eukaryota; Heterolobosea; Eutetramitea; Acrasida; Naegleriidae. The transcript has a single exon. The coding region runs from base 1 to 1743 and encodes 580 amino acids. The record is from RefSeq and is a predicted model, not a curated record.